UUCUCCACAUAUAAAUAUUUCAGACGACCAUCCCACUCAACCCAACGACACACACACAGAAAAAGCCAACAAAACACACAAAUGGCCGACGACGUUCUAAGCGGCCGCUUCUCUGAUUUGCAUCUAAGCUCCCAAGCCAACCGAGUCGGAGGCAUGGUGGGGACUCACCUACCCACCGAAGAUCUCGGCAGCAGUUCUGGCCACCCACCCGCUCGUCCACGACGACCGAAUGCAGUGGCCAUGAAUGUUCUCAAUGAUGAUAUACCGCGAGUGAUUGAUGAGACUGCUGAACAAGUUCGAGUGGACUUUGAGCGGUUUUUGGCUAGCUACACAGAAUCCGGUGAAUACCCCUACAUUAACCAAAUCAAAUACCUCCGCAAAAACGAUAUUACAACCGUCUAUGUUGAUUUCGCGCACGUAUCCCAAACGGAUGAGAUGCUUGCGCGAACGAUCCUCAGUCAAUUCUACCGUAUGGAACCAUACCUCCGCAAAGCCGUCCAAAACAUGGUACGAGAACACGACCCAGAGUACCUCAACAUCAAAGUCGGCAACCACGUUGUAGACAAUAACCUUGUCCGCGAGUUUUGGAUUGGGUGGUAUGGAUUGGCUAAUGUGCGUAAACUACGGGAAUUGAAAAUGAAUUUAUUGGGGCAGUUGACCUCGUUAUCUGGGACUGUCACGCGAACGUCUGAAGUCCGUCCUGAAUUAUUGUAUGGGACGUUUCGCUGUGAGGAUUGUUUUUCGAUUAUCAAGGAUGUGGAACAAGAGUUCAAGUACACGGAACCGACCACGUGUUAUAAUCCUACUUGUGGAAAUACGUCCAAUUUCCAUCUCUUGGUGGAUCAAUCCAAAUUUGCCGAUUGGCAAAAGAUUCGGUUACAAGAGAAUGCGAAUGAAGUGCCUAGUGGAGCUAUGCCGCGAAGCAUUGAUGUGAUUCUCCGUAAUGAAGCUGUCGAGCGCGCCAAAGCGGGAGACAAGGUUAUCGUCACGGGAACCCCCAUUGUCGUCCCAGAUGUGACACAGCUCAUUGGAAAUCGGAUGGAAGCCCAACGAAGUGAUUCGGGUGGACGAUCCAAGGACGGGUUUGCGCAGGAUGGUGUCACGGGUCUCAAAGCCCUAGGUGUUCGAGACCUGACGUACAAAAUGACCUUUUUAGGUUGUUUUGUCCGUCCGGCUGAAGCCAAAAGCUCUCUAUCGGCCCUUCACGACCUGUUUGAAUCCGAGGACGCUGAAUCCGCCGUCCUGGCCCAAUUUACACCUGAAGAAUUGGAAGAGCUCCAACGGAUGCAAUCUGAUCGUCUCGUGUACCAGAAAUUGGUCAACAGUGUUGCACCCCAUAUUUUUGGACAUGAGGAUAUCAAAAAGGGGAUUCUCCUCCAGCUUUUGGGGGGUGUUCAUAAAGUUACGCCAGAGGGGAUUCAUUUGAGGGGGGAUAUUAACGUGUGUAUUGUUGGGGAUCCGAGUACGGCUAAAUCUCAGUUUCUAAAGUACGUUGCUAAUAUGAUGCCUCGUGCCAUUUACACAUCCGGCAAAGCCUCGAGUGCGGCUGGGUUGACGGCCAGUGUGGUCAAGGAUGAGGAAACGGGGGAAUUUACCAUCGAGGCUGGAGCGCUCAUGUUGGCCGAUAACGGCAUUUGCUGCAUUGACGAAUUUGAUAAGAUGGAUGUCCAUGAUCAGGUUGCUAUUCAUGAAGCUAUGGAGCAACAGACGAUUAGUAUUGCCAAAGCUGGGAUUCAGGCGACAUUGAAUGCCCGUACAUCGAUUUUAGCAGCCGCGAACCCCAUCUACGGUCGUUACGACAAGAAACUAACCCUAAAACAAAACAUCAACAUGUCACCUCCGAUCAUGUCCCGCUUUGAUAUUUUUUUCGUGAUUCUGGACGAAUGCAACGAACUGGUUGACUGGAACAUUGCGCGACACAUUAUCAAUUUCCAUCGACACCAACAACUUGAUAUUGUUUCCGAGUACUCUGUUGAUCAACUUUUGCGGUACCUGAAAUUUGCUCGGGCGCUUCGACCCGUCAUGACCUCGGAGGCACGCACAUUUUUGGUGAACCAGUAUAGAAAUUUGAGACAGGCGGAUGCGACGGGGAUUUCCAAGAGUAGUUAUCGGAUUACGGUUCGGCAGUUGGAGAGUAUGAUUCGGUUAUCGGAGGCGUUGGCGAAAUUGAAUGCGUGUCGUGAGAUUACGGUCGAGCAUGUCAAGGAAGCCUCCCAUAUUCUCCAAACCUCAAUCGUUCACGUUGAACAAGACGCCAUUGACAUUGAACCCGAACCCACCGACUCUACAGUAGACCCCCAAACCCCAACCCCAAUCCCAACAGAAUCGACAACAAAUCCAACCACGCUCCAACUCUCUGCAGAAGAAUACGCCCGUAUCGUCCAAUCCAUCCUCUUACACAUCCAUCAAGCCCAAACCUCUGGAACACCUGGACUCAAACGCUCGGAAUUGGUGGAAUGGUACCUAGAAUCCCAAGAAGAUUUAAUCGAAACUGAACAGGAAUUGUUUUUGCAGCGGAAAAUUGUUAAAAGUGUUUUACGUCGGAUGGUUCAGCGUGAGGGGUUGUUGUUAGAGUUGCGGGAUCAGACUCGGUUGGAUGGUGAUGAUGAUGAACAAGUCGGGGAUCAUGAUCCGGUUUUGGUUGUUUCUCCCAAUUAUGAUUUUGAUGAAUAAAUUUGGAAAUAUAAAUGUAUAUAUAUAUAAAUGAAA
Spizellomyces punctatus DAOM BR117 is the source of this 2709-nucleotide messenger RNA. Its product is annotated as MCM DNA helicase complex subunit MCM6. Bases 82 to 2673 code for a protein of 863 amino acids. Gene Ontology annotation, cellular component: MCM complex; nucleus. The transcript has 5 exons. Gene Ontology annotation, biological process: DNA replication initiation; mitotic DNA replication; double-strand break repair via break-induced replication. Gene Ontology annotation, molecular function: single-stranded DNA binding; single-stranded 3'-5' DNA helicase activity; ATP binding. NCBI's taxonomy places the organism in Eukaryota, Fungi, Chytridiomycota, Chytridiomycetes, Spizellomycetales, Spizellomycetaceae. The record is from RefSeq and is a predicted model, not a curated record.